Molecule: messenger RNA, 294 nt
Organism: Cylicostephanus goldi
Lineage: Eukaryota; Metazoa; Nematoda; Chromadorea; Rhabditida; Strongylidae
Source: the annotation of a GenBank genome assembly
AUGGUUGUUUGGGAAGCACAGUUGGAACAACUCAAUCACAUAUGCAUUUACGCUACGGAGAAUAUACCGAAAGGAAAAGAAAUUACCAUCUCCUAUGGGCAGUCGUGGUGGGAUGCCAAGCUGCCUCAAUUUUCUUGCCGUUGUGGUCAUCCGAACUGCGAAUAUUCCGAAGAUCGACGGAAAACUGAACUGCAACGAUUGGCAGCUGAGAUGACAGCGGAUCUUCAGGCUAGAUCUGCUUCAGCGGUCUCAAUUUCGAGCAGCGACGAUAGCGAUGAAAAACGUUCUGUUUAA